Messenger RNA from Branchiostoma floridae (Florida lancelet), 11855 nucleotides. RefSeq lists its product as uncharacterized. Lineage: Eukaryota; Metazoa; Chordata; Leptocardii; Amphioxiformes; Branchiostomatidae. Gene Ontology annotation, molecular function: calcium channel activity; protein binding; calcium ion binding. The transcript is spliced from 40 exons. Gene Ontology annotation, cellular component: membrane. The record is from RefSeq and is a predicted model, not a curated record. Bases 94 to 11001 code for a protein of 3635 amino acids. Gene Ontology annotation, biological process: detection of mechanical stimulus.
AGCUGCGGGUGGUAAAACAUUUUUCUCUGCAGUAGAAGUAAAGAAGUUGGAUUAUCUUACUGCUGGAGUUGUGUGGAUAUCUAUGCUAUAGCCAUGGACCGGAGGCGUUUGUACGCUGUUUUGGUCUGUGCGAUGAUAUUCCUGUUUCUACCGGAGAGCUACGCAGAAAAUUACGAUGAGUUGGCGGUGGCGUUCUUCAACUGGCCUUUGGAUGAGCUGAAUGGCAACGGGACGGGUUUCUCCGGAGAGAAGGCGCAGUUGGGUCUGGAUCCGGAGCCUGUGGCAGCCCUCGUCUAUAACAUUCCUGAACCGGAGGAGACGGCCGGAAUCAAGGCGAUGACAUUUAAUGGCGAGACGUCAUGGGCGAAUCUCGGCUACUUCUCAAAAUCUUGCAUCAGCGACGUCAACCUCUGCAGUAACGGGUUCACCCUCUCCGUCCUGUACUUCGCCGAGAACAUCCCCACCGAGACGGGUUACCUGGUCUCCUCGGGGGGACAGUCACCCUCGUCCCGAGGAUUCUACUUCGGGUACAUCGGUGACAAGGAAGCCUACGAGGUCGGAGUGAUCAGUAAGGGGCAGAGGUGGUAUGUCAACUUCGAGUUGCAGACGAUGCAGUGGACAAACAUACUCUUCGCUUGGGGCAACAACACCGGUGUGGAGCUGUACAUAGACGGUGAGCUAGCGGCUCAUGCGGACCUGUCCCUCCCCAUCAUCCCGGACACUCUGCACGACGCCGACCCUGACUUUGACCCCGCCCCGAACCUGUUCCUGGGCAGGGCGAACCACCUGGACGACUACUACGGACAGGGCUACCUGUCAACACUCGUCUUCAUGGAGGAGGCUCUCACCAUUGAUAACAUCAAGAAGUUUAUCAAUGCAGAUCUGUAUUACAUCGACUGUGUUGAGGAGGACCCCGGGAGCCCACUCUACACCGUCUCUCCGUCCGUACCGCCCGCCGACCUGUCCCCGACCAACUGCCGAGAAGCCUGCGCCGCCGACUCCUACCCGCUCGCCGUUCUCAAAGACGCCUGCUUCUGCUCCUCCGACAUGUACCAAGAGGGCGAAACAACGUCCUACGACGUUACAACGUGCGGCAACGCCUGUAUCGGCGAGAAACCUGAGGGCGGUACUUGCGGAACGGAAACCGCCGCCGCACUGUUCUACACAACCGCCCUGCUGAAAGUCCACGACCUCCCCGAAGAACUCUCAGGCCUCUCCGGUAAAGUCAAGUUCUCGUCCACCGAGAUAGAAACGGACGAAACGAUCAUGCUAAACAUCUCCAACACAGCCGGGGCCGAUCUUACCUACUACGUAGACUUCAAGGAUGGGACGGAGCCAAAGCUGACGACAUCACCCCACGUGUAUCAUAAGUUCUCUACAGCGGGGAUGUACAAUGUAUCCAUCAUGGCUUGGAACGAUAUAACGUACCCGAAUGUCUACUACUUCGUGCCCACAGAAGUUGAAGACUUUGUCCUUCCUAUCCGUUCUUUAGAUAUCUACAUGCAGGGAAAGUUUACAGAACUGGGCGACACCACCACGUUUGAAAGAGAUAUGGCCACGGACGCCUCUGUUACAUGUGUUUGGGACUUUGGGGACCAGACGACAGAAGAGAUCUCAGAAGAUGGCGACUACCAGACAGAGUUUACACACACGUACUCACAAGUCGGUGUGUAUGCUGUCACGCUGACCUGCAGUUCUAAGAGAAACACCAUGGUGGCCGAAACUACGGCUCUAGUUGGACAAUCUCUUCGUAUUGAAGCCGUGAACAACAUGGUUGUCCCGUAUGGAGACACCGCCCAACUCACGUGGAGCAUAGUGCAAGGCGAAUGGAGGAGUGUCAAUACAGUAAGACUGGAUAACGUUAGCAUCACUGCUAUAACGGUCGACGAAGGCGGCCAAUCAGCGUCUGCAGAGAUGACCCAAUCAGAUUACUCCUGUCCCGGUACCCACGUGGCUGUGCUCGAAGUGACCAAUCCGGUGAGCAGUCUUGUUCACGUGAUCUUCAUCAACAUUGAGGACCGGAUCACAGGUUUUCAAGCAACAGCCGACAAAUACUACGCGACCCCGCUUGAGACUGUUACCUUCACCACAGGAAUCGCAACAGGCUCCAACGCAUUCUAUCUCUGGGAUUUCUACGAUACCAAAACUUUCGCCAGAAAAGUUCGCGGCCCGACGCCUAGCGGAGGUCACGAGGAAGUCAUGACCUACAACUUCUCGUCCCCGAAUGUUUACGACGUAAAAGUCGAGGUGGCCAACUUUGUGAGCUCGGAGAAAGAAACAUUGACCAUCAAGAUCGAAGAUAUCGUUGAAGGGUUGUACCUCGUAGCUAACAACGUGUCCAAUCCGAACGAUACAGUCACCUUCAUCGUUUCUCAAGAAUCUGGCUUCACCAAACCUACGGAUCCCGUCUUCAUCUUCGACUUCGACAACCAAGACAGCUCGGAAGAAUCCUUCGAACUGUCCGUCGACGAUCCUUACCGUAAAGAUUACGUAUUCGGCGUGUACGGUUUCUACGACGUCACUGUCAGAAUCAAGAAUCACGUCAGUGAGAUGGAACUGGCAACGAUCAUCAUGAUCGGCGACUAUCUCUUUGAUCUAGAGAUUCUGACGCCGAAGUAUCUUUACACCAGCGUCAGUGAGAACUUCACACUAGAGGCUACAGUACGAUGGGGUGCAGGCGUGGUGUUCUUAGUAGACUAUGGGGACGGUACAACAGACGACAACAGCUAUGAUCCGGUAAACGGUGGUGACAUCUAUCAAUUCUAUCACAUCUACCAACAAGAGGGCAAAUACAAAGUCAAAGUGACCGCCCAGAACCAUCUGAACUCCCUAGAGACUGAACUUGACCAAAGAGUCCACGUUAUGAACGCUGCAAGAGAGAUGACUUUGACAAGUUCAAAGCCAGACCCUCUUCCCCCGGGAAUCGUGACCUUCGCUGUUUCCUUACCAGAAGGGAUAGGCUCCCCCAGUAACAUGACUUGCGACUUUGACUUUGGCGAUGGCGAAUUUCUAACCAUAUACCCAGCAGUGGUCACUUCUAAUCGUAAUUUAACCAUACAGCACACCUAUAAGGGGCUAGGGAAAACCGAAGCAUCGGCCUUGUGUUGGAACGAUGUAAGUGAUCAGCAAAUAACCGCAGAAGUCCACAUGCAAGAGCCAGUAGGAGACAUUGACAUAACCAUAGUCACCCCCAUCCACUUAGAGUUCGGAGAGGAAGCUACUGUGGAGGUAGACCUAUCCGCUGGGACUGAAGUUACGAUGGAACUCGACAUGGGUGACGGGCAUGUUGAAACGUUCUACAUCGAAGGACCGGCGGCAGAAAUUACCACGACCGCGUUCACUCACAACUACCCCCGUAAGGGACUCUUCAACGUUACGGUAACGGUGUACAACCUGAUUUCGUGGCGACAGUUCAUGUAUGAAGAACCGAUAGUAGUUGAGCACCCUGUACGGGAUGUUAGAGUCUUCAGUAACGCGCCCGUGUAUUAUCCACCGGGUAACGUUACAUUCACUGUCAUGUAUGUAGGAGAUGACUUCCCACCUACUGACAUUCUCGUAGACUGGAUUUGGGGUGACGGCACGACAAAAACUUCUGGUCCAGUAUCCAUAGACGACACAUACCGAUACGACGAAGUAUACCAGUACGGUCCGAAAAACUUUGGUGAAAUCGUCACUCACGCUCAAGUACGAAAUUUCAUCAGCGCUCAGAACUUCACAGUUGUGUCCUGGAUGUCGGAAGCUAUUUCUGGUCUGGCUAUCUCGAUGGUUUCUGUGGUGGAUGACAGUCAGACUCAGGACGGUUUCGGACCGAAUCAGGACUACUUUCCGAUCCAGUUCCCCAUACGCUUCACGGCGUCCGUCGAGACGGGGCAGGUAGUUUCCUGGUUGUGGAACUUCGGAGACGGGUCAAAGUUGGAAACCCCUGGCCCCGUGGCGGAGCACAAGUACGCAUCUGAUGGAUCGUAUUACGUCACGGUUCGGGCAAAGAAUCCGAACGAAAACGUGACCGAGUUUCUAAAUAAAGCAAUCAUCGUACAGGAGCCGAUGAGAUUCACCUCUCUCGGAACGUCGGGAUCGCGGGUUCGCCCCGGGAGGAUGAACGACACCAUAACGUUCAUGUUGAAGACUGAGCAUCUCGGGACGCAUGCGUGCUACGUCUGGGACAACGGUGAUGGAACAGUGGAAGUGUACGGAGACCCCCUAGCGGGAUGCGCCGAUAUCCCAGCGUACCGCGACUACCCUUUCCACGCGAUCAACCCUUCCAAAGACAAGUACAUCAACCACACGCAUACCUACCUAGACCUCGGACUAUUCAAUAUCAAAAUCAACGGUUCAAAUGCGGUGUCAUCAAUAGUCCUAGAAGACCGGAUUCACAUACUCAACGUUGAUUGCGACUACCCAAUUGUAGAGAUGCAAGGCGACGGAAAAACAUUCAAUACAAGAAGAGUUCACACUAGAUCGUCAAAGGUCCCCCUCAUGGCAAUCGUGAGUCUAAACUGCGAUGCCGGAAACGCUGCCCAGUUCAACUGGCAAGCGCUCAAACUAAAAGAGGGGACAGGAUUCAACGGUAGACCUCAAGAAUGGGAGAUAUAUGACAUGAAGUUUAAGAGGAAAGCUGACGUCUUAUUCAAAGCACGUACAUUCGAGUACGGCUUUUACAAACUUACAUUGGAGGUAGAGAUUGAUCCAGAGGUGGUGGGAACGGAAGGGAUAGCCAAUGAGGACUUCCGUUACUUUGAGAUCAUCAAGUCUGACCUGAAGGCGGGUAUCAAGGGUGGCAUCAGCAAAGCCGUGGACAAUGACACCUUACUUCUUCUUGACGCAAGCUCGCUGACCUAUGACCCGGAUGUAGAGAAAUGGGACAAGACCGGCAUGGAAUAUUUUUGGUAUUGCCGUCUUCCAUUCGAGAUCCUGCCAGAGGACCCAGAUAGCCCCACCGAGGGUGGUUGCUAUGAUACCGGCUACGCACCGUUCAACAGCAGCACGGACUACUACUACCUCAACACCUCCGACUUCUCCCCGGGAGAGACUUACGUCACCAGGAUUGUCGCUAAGAAAGACGACCGCAUGGCGAUGUUUGAACAGACGUUAGAAGUGCUGCCCCCUGUCGUCCCACAGAUGGAAGUCAGGUGUGUGGACAACUGUUGGAAGAAGGUGAACCCCCGGGGAGUCUUGAAACUGCAGGCGGUCUGCACCAGCUGCCGCCGGGGGAACCGGCUCACGUACACCUGGAAACUCUUCAAGGUCAAUCACACUAUACCGGAGAAGGCUCCGCUGUUAGAGGAGGUCCCCAACUUGGGCAACCUGUCACUAACAGGUGCAAGUACGUCGUCGCUCGCCAUCCGACCGGACGUCCUGGAACAGGGCGCCACCUACCGAGUCCGAGUCAAAGCGUACGCCAACAACCCGGAAACGCCCGGAUUCUCGGAGGGUGAAUAUGUCGUCAACUACGUCCCGUAUGGCGGGAAAUGUCAAAUGAGUCCUAAAGUCGGUCACGCCUAUGACACCAUGUUUAUUGUGGAGUGUACCGGCUGGAAGGACGAAGGGGACUUAGAACAGAGAGUGCCACCAGGCGUCGAGCCACCAAAGGUCACCCUCAAGUACAAGUUUAACUCCAUCAUCAUGGGCGACACGAACUUGAUCUACUUCGGGAACAUCCCGUUCACCAUGCCGGUACAGAUCGCCAUGGGGGACUGCGAGCGGGACUUCGCCGCCGACAUCCUGGUGCAAGUCUUCGACGCUUACGAGGCGUACGCAGACUACUGGUUGACCGUCAAGGUAAAACCUCCCAAACUGCCGUGCGGAGUGAACAGUUAUGAGGAGCUGUUCCUGAAAGUGACUGACGGACCGAACAGUGAGCUGGCGAGGAUGAUGGCGGAAACUAAGAGCAAGGAGACCGCCUCUCUCAUGGAGUCUCUCACAUCGGUCAUGAACUCUAAAUGUCCAAUAGAACCCCAACUAGACCCGGAAUGUGGCAUUCCGACGGUUCCUCCAGACGAGAACAUCAGGAAGGAGCACAGGAAAAGGAUUCGGAAGAUCAUGGCGUCUAACGUCGGUACGAUAGGCGGCGUGGCAGAAGCGCCCGAGGACAUCCUACAGGCCGCCAGCGCCACACGGACCAUCUCAGGAGCACCCGACGAGCUGGAACGGGGAACACAAGAGGGAUCAAUAGAUUCUCUGUCCGGAAUGACGGGGCAGUUUGACGGCAUGGGCGAAGAGGUCGACGAAGUAAUGGUUAAUGCGGUGGCAGGCGACCUCGUAGGCUCAUUGGGCAGCGUGAUGAAGGCAUCAGAGACAUCUGACGUGAAGGAGAUGUUUGACAACCUCAGCAAGCCGCCCCCGCCCGACGUGCCCCCGCCGGACCAGAGUGUCGAGGAGUACCUCUUCUACGAGGAGAUGAAGAGGAGGAAGAAAUACUUAAGACAACUGGCCGAACGACCAUCGGCCAAGAAAGUUGCCAACACUGGUAUGGGCGCUGCUAGCACAGCCGCAAAGUCUGUUUCAGGGAAGAAACUGAUCGGUGAAGCCCCUACGGUCAUCGAGUCAGAUCAACUUAACAUAGCUGUGGUCAGCGAUAAUAUUGAAGAUUCCGGCAACAAGUCACUUGAUAUUGGAGGUGGCAGCUUCGCCCUACCUAGUGCAGGAGACAUGUUCGGCAACGAUACAGAAAUGGACAGUAUGAACACAGUGGUAAUGUCCAACCCCACCAACCCCUUUACCUUUGACGACUCAGCCAAGGCUGUGACGUCACCUGUUGUCACCAUGAACUUCAUGUCGUCGAAUGGCAGCAACGUGGGGGUCAAGGGUAUCUCAACAAACAUCAGCAUCACCAUUGAGAACCGGAUGUCAGGUGGAUCAGGUGAACCUAAGAACAUCACCUGGUGGAAAUCCAACCCAAAUGACACCUACGUCAUGAAAGCAAAGGUUCCAAACGAAGGCAACGCUCUUAUCUUCGGACUGGUACCGAAUCAGCCCGACCUUGACUUUGACGUGUACGUCCGGUUCGCCAAACCUCCGACCCGUGAGGACUAUGACUUCGUGGCGCAGGUGCCCGGUCUGACGGAGGAGGAGCUGUUCGAUGUGGGAGGCCACGGCGUGCCGGACACCUUCCUGGUCUUCGUACCGAACUACAUCGUGGCGGAACCUGGAUUCUACUAUUUCGCUAUUGAUGCUUUAAGUGAGGAAGUAACUGUGGAGGAAAAUGACCCGGAAAACGGCAACAAGGGAGUAACAGAGGAAGUGACGUUAGUGGAACAAGGCAACAUGACUGUAGAAUUCAAAUGGAUAGUUUUCUCUCCCGGAUGUAAAUACUGGGACGAGGAGGAGGAGAAAUGGUCCAACGAAGGCUGCUCGGUUUCCGCGCUGACCACGUCCAAGUUCACCAUAUGCGACUGUAACCAUCUGACGUCGUUCGGGUCAGAAAUGGUGGUGGCCCCGAACACCAUCGACUUCUCCAACGUGUUCGCCAAGUUCGCGAACCUGUCCGACAACGCCGCCGUGUUCUCCGUGGUCGUGUCCAUCCUCAUCUUAUACGUCAUGCUGCUCGUCUACACCAGGCGCAUGGACAAGAAUGACAUCAUCAAGUGGGGUACACUACCUCUGGUUGAUAACGCCAAGAACGACCGUUACUUUUACAAACUGGACAUCUACACGGGCAUGCGCCCCGGCGCGGGAACCAAGUCUCGCGUGAACUUCAUCCUCUCGGGAGAAGAGGGAGACUCGGGCGUGCGCUUUGUGGACGACGGGAAGAGAGAGUUGCUCCGCCGUGGAAACAUCGACCACGUGCUGUUAGGAGUUCCCAAGUCUCUGGGAUACCUGACGUUCCUCCGGGUGUGGCACGACAACUCCGGGAAGGGGAAGUACCAGAGCUGGUACUGUAACAAGGUGGUUAUCCAGGAUAUACAGACGGGAGAGAGGUUUUACUUCCUGUGCGACCGCUGGCUCGCCGUGGAGGAAGACGACGGCCUGACAGACCGCAUCCUUCCCGUGGCCGGCAACGAGAACAUCAUCGGCUUCAACCACCUCUUCUUCUCCAGCUCCAAGCGGAACCUGUCUGACGGACACCUGUGGAUCUCCGUGGCCUCCCGCCCCACCCGGAGUAGCUUCACCCGCACACAGCGCCUCACCUGCUGCGUGGCGCUGCUCUUCCUCACCAUGAUAGCAAACGCCAUGUUCUACAAGAAGAGCGAGGUUGAAGACCCAGGAGAGUUUUCCCUCGGUCCCAUCACCUUAUCGCUCACUAACAUCAUCAUCAGUAUAGAGAGUACCUUAGUGGUUCUCCCCGCUAGCAUGGCUCUGGUCACCUUCUUCAAAAAGGCCAAGUACAAACAAACACCUGAGGAGAAGGAGGCAGAGGCAAAAGCAAAACAGAAAGAGGAAGAAAAGAAGAAGAAGGAAGAAGAGGAGAAAGAAAAGGAAUUCGACGACAUCGGCAAAGAGCUCGAACCUGAAGAGAAGGAAGCCAUGAAGCUGAAGGAAGCAGAGGCGCUGGAAGAGGGCAAAGAACCGACAGCUGAGGAGGUUGUUGGCAUACUGAACACCCCCAAGCCUAGCCCUGAGCAGACCCUGCCCUGGUGGAUCAUCUAUGUCGGCUGGGUAUUAGCCUUCUUCUCCAUCCUGGGGCCUGCGUUCUUCGUCAUCCUGUACAGCCUGCAGUGGGGCAAGGCAAAGGCUGAGGGUUGGCUGUCCUGUAUGAUGCUGUCAAUCUUCCAGUCAACACUCGUCGUGCAACCAAUCAAGAUCGUUGCCAUUGCCAUGCUGGUAGCUAUCAUCUUCAAGAAGCCCACCGAAGAAGAAGACGACUCCCUUCCUGAGGAGUAUAAACUCGGGCAGGACGAGGAGUGGAUAGAUAGCGAAGAAAACGGCGAGGGACUGGCAGAACACCGUGCAAAAGCGCCCCCACCGAUGAUCACGGAAGAGCAGCUGAGGGAGAUCAAGGAGACCCGACGGAAGGAGAUCAUGAUGUGGGCCAUCAUCAAAGAGUUUCUGGCCUACACUUUCUUCCUAUGCGUGCUGUUACUGUUGGCCAAUGAACAUCGAGAUAAGCAAGCUUUCGGGAUGCACACAUCGCUGCAAAACGAGUUCGUUGAUAGCUUCACGAGCAAGGUGAGCAGUGUGUCCAACUUCUGGAAGUGGGCAAAGGGAAGUCUCAUCCCUGCACUGUACCAAACCGGCGAGUACAACGGCGACAAGAUCGUCUUCCACAACCGGAAGUUUAUAUCCGACCUCAACUCCUACAGAAUCGGUCCUGCUCGCUUCAGACAACUCCGAGUACAAACAGAAAGAUGCCAGACGACCAGGAUCGGCAUAGAAGAGUGUUACGACUCAUACUCCUUCAGUGAAGCGGAGAAGGGGGUGUUCAAGCCCAACUGGGUGGCGGUGAAUGAGAGUGAAGACUACGUACCGUGGGACCUGUGGUUCGUGUACCAGACAUCAGGGGAGACCAAGGGUGUGCCCAUCAUCGCAGAGAAGUCGACAUACGGGGCGGGAGGAUACGUCGUGGAGCUCGGAGUCAACAACCCUACUGGCUUGAUGGUCUUGGAUCAACUGUUCAAGGAAACUUGGAUUGAUCACAACACUAGAGCGGUGGUAACGGAGUUCAGUGUCUACAACGCCAACAUCAACUUGUUCGGUUGUGUCAUCCUCACUGCAGAGUUUCCACCAACCGGCGCAGCCAGUACCUACGCCCAAGUCAAGAUAUUCCGACUUUACAGCUACGUGGGCUCUCUGGCUAUCAUCAUCAUAACCGCUCAGGUCCUCUGGGUGGUAUUCAUCAUCUACUUCACCUUCAGAGAGAUCGGCAAGAUCCGGAAGGAGAGGAAGGAGUACUUCAAGAGUUUCUGGAACUGGGUGGAGAUCGUCAUCAUCCUGAUGUCUUUCGUCUCCCUGGCCAUGUACGCCUAUAGGGUCAUGGGAGCAGGGGCCGCCAUGGAAGCCUUCCAACAAAACCCACGCAAAUUUGUGAGUUUCCAGCGCCUUGCGACUAUGGACGAGAUGUACGUUUACGUCAUGUCUACUUUGACGUAUGUGGGGGUGUUCAAGUUUAUGCGACUGAUGAGGUUCAACAAACGUGUGUGUAUACUGUUGGCCAUCAUCAAGAACUCCAUCCCCGCCCUCGGCCUCUUCACCGUCAUGUUUACCAUCUGUAUGACGGCGUUUGCCCUGUCCGGUCUGGUCAUCUUCGGACAAAACAUGCCGGGCUUUAAGAAUCUCCUCAGUACAUAUGAAGGUCUACUCGCCAUGGUGCUCGGUGAUCUGAAUUUUGAGGACAUGCGCAACACCCACACCAUCCUGGGCCCCGUGUACUUCUGCGUCUUCGUCAACCUCAUGAUCAUGUUGGUCAUGAACAUGUUUGUCAGUAUCCUAGACGAAACCUACGGUGCUGUGAUGGAGGAUGAGAGUCAGCACGGUUCUAAAGAAGACGAGGAGAUGGUGGAGUUUAUGUGGAUGAGAUUCAAGAGGUUUACCGGGAUAGGAGGACGGCCCAAACCACCCGAACCCAACUUUGAAGACGGAAUUCCAUUUAAUGGGAUCCGUGUGACGAACGCCUCCGACAAGUUCGUGUACCGGGGCAUGGUUGAUAACUACUACGACGAGCAGGACGAGGGCAUCUACGAAGACGAUGACGUCGAUGACAUCAUCGCCAAAUGGGAGAUGGAAAAUUUCAGUGGCAAGAAGAAGAAGAACCUGGAUGAUGACUUCAUUCUCUCGAAACCGAACAAGGCGACUGCCGAAGCGGCCAGCCCGUCCAAGUCCGCCCCAGGACCGAAGGUGAUCCCUGGCGCUCCGGUCAAGAACACCACGAGAACGUACGACUGGAAGCUGCCCGAAGGUGAAGAGACAGACGGCGAAGAUGAAGAAGCAAAGGAGAAAGUGAAAGACAAGAAGGACAAGAAACCUAAAGAGGAAGAACAGCCUGCGGUGGCGCCCGAAGAAAUUGAAGUGGAGGAAGAAGACAUGGACGAGGAUGAGGAAGUCAGCCUGUUCUCCAAGUACUAUUAAUAACCCUACAUCACUUCACAUAUCCAUGAUUAAUAAAUAUUCUUCAAUUGCAUGCAUUACCGGUAUAAUAUACAUAGCAUAAUUUAAGCCAUAUCUACUUGGCGUGUAUGUAUAUGUAACUAUAUGUAUAUACACUGUACAAUACCAUAGAUUAAGCAACUACACUUAACAGGCUAUAUUUGUACAAAGACAAGACCACAAUUGACGGUCUGACGCAUGUAUGUAAUUGUUUGAUCACACCAAGUACAGUUGAUAAGGUAGCACAAAAUGAGAAUCUAAAUAUAGCUCUGGUAAUAGCCCUGGGCAUAGAUAUAAAUGUAUUUAAAACGAGCCCAACCUAUAGAUGUUCUGCUAUUUUUGUACCAAAGACUUAGUAUCUACGUCAUGAUAACUGUCAUUUGGGAACGGGUACUUUAAAAGUUACACACAUUCUUCAGAAGAUGCAUUUGUGUCACCCCCCCCCCCCCCAAUCUUAUGGAAAAAUUAUAGCAAUUCAUACAUUCUAUAAAUGUUGCCUUGAAAAAUUUACCGUAUACGUGUACCGAACGCAGUACUUUUGAUACAAUAUUAUCAAGUGACUUGGAAUUCUAAGAAACGUCUAUCCCAGAUGUCUAUAAAUGCCUAUGAAGAUCUAUAUAAUUAUAAAUAUACCUUCUCGUGUCUUAGUGAGUCUCAAUAAUUGUCUGAAAUAACAAAUGGUACAUUAAAUGCGACGUUAGCAUUGUCCACAACGUGCAAUAUGUGCAAUUAUGUUAUGGUGAAUACCAAAGUCUGUAGUUCUUAACCUUGCCCAAGCUGCUGUAUCACAUAUGUGUACUUACCAUAUUGAAAAUAAUAAAUAUUUGCACACAUUA